AUGGAUAAAUUUACAAUGCAAAUAGUUUUUGCUAUUGCAAUGUUCAUAACAACAACAGUUGCUGGACUUGCACCAUUUAAACUCAUAACAAUGAUUGCUUCCGAAGGUGUAAUGAAUCGGAGAGCAUCAGUCAUUAUGUCUAUAAUGUCAUGUUAUGCUGGUGGCAUUUUCUUGGCAACUUGCUUCAUGGAUACAUUACCACAUCUAAAUGAAAAUUUUCGAAAAUUUAAGAAGAUCACAUUAUGGGAUACAUCAUAUCCCGUACCGGAAUUGCUCGUUUGUAUUGGAAUUUUAUCCGUUUAUAUUCUUGAAGAAUUAUUUGCAUGGAUUUUUUCAAGAACGAAGAAAACGCAAAGAAAACCGAAAGAAAUAGAAAUGUUGAAAUUAACGAAAAGUAAUGAAAUGAAAUUGGAACAAAAAAUGGAAUCGUUGGGUGAAUAUCGGGUUGUUGAAACAAAUGAUAUCGAAGUUAACGGUGAAAUUGUUAAUUCUGAUAUAGAAGUUGUUCAUAGAAGGAGUCGAAGUAAUAGCAUUGUAGCAAACGGUAUUAUACAUUCCAUUACAUUUACAAUAGCAAUGUCAUUUCAUUCGAUACUUGAAGGAAUCGCACUUGGCGUACAGGAUGAAAAAUUUGGUAUCAUUACAUUGUUCAUUUCACUUCUGUUACAUAAAGGUAUCGAAGCAUUUAGCGUAGGCUUACAAAUAUCACGAACAAUUGGACAACAAGUUAAACUUGUUAUCACAACAAUAUUAAUAUAUUCGUUAAUGACACCAAUAGGAUCAUUUACCGGUUUAUUCUUACAGACUGUUAAUAUGAAUGAAUCCUGGCGACAAGGUAUUAUCAUCGUUCUCGAAGGACUUGCUAUUGGAACAUUCAUUUUUGUGACAUUUUUAGAGGUUUUAUUUGAACAACGAAAUAAUUCGAAAGCGAUAAGAGAAGAAAUAAUCGCACUAACAUUGGGUGUUUUAACAAUUAGUGGUUUUCAAUAUUUCGAACGAAGUUUUCGUACGCCAGAACAAUAUAUUGCUAAUUCAAAUUCUCUCUGA
Messenger RNA from Cercopithifilaria johnstoni, 1047 nucleotides. The record is from the annotation of a GenBank genome assembly. Lineage: Eukaryota; Metazoa; Nematoda; Chromadorea; Rhabditida; Onchocercidae.